UUCGAGGGCAGUGGGACCACCGACCUAGAAAUCCUGUCCCCUGAUAAAUCCCUCGGUGGAUUCAUCAGACAUCGAAGCCUCUUUCGCUCGCUGGUGGAGGUCGGGCGGCGCCGCAGACGCGAGCGAUCGAAGUCCGUCAUCAUGCAAGACGAAGGCUUUUCUUUCUGAUUGUCGAACCCGGUUCGAGGGCAGUGGGACCACCGACCUAGAAAUCCUGUCCCCUGAUAAAUCCCUCGGUGGAUUCAUCAGACAUCGAAGCCUCUUUCGCUCGCUGGUGGAGGUCGGGCGGCGCCGCAGACGCGAGCGAUCGAAGUCCGUCAUCAUGCAAGACGAAGGGUACAAGCCCGGGCCAGAUUUCGAAGAAGACUCGAAGACUCCUCUGGUUGAUAUCUCGUUGACGGACUCGACGGAGCUUUGGCUUAUCCAGUGGCCCAUUAAUCAAUUACAACCUGCUGAUUUCGACGGGAAAGAGCUAACGCUCAAGCUCAAUCGAGAUGGGAAGCUUGGCAGCUUCGAGAGUGCAUCUGGUAAGUCUUAUGAUUUUGUGAGCUUUGCUGCACAUGAGCCGGAUGCCACCGUGUUUGUACCCUCUGGAUCAGAGACGAAAGUAGUUGGGAAGAUUUCUCGCAGAGUCUGUCUGGUUCAUUAUCCAGAGCCUGGUGAACUGGAGAAGACUCGAUUCAGUCUAAGCAGUCAGAGAACUGAGGGUGGUUCAGUUCGAAGAAGCAUCUCUCGUCCUUCUGUCACUCCACUGAGACAUGGAAGCUUGCUAGGAACGGAAGGAACUUCUCAUGAUACCUUCACCUCUGUAUAUAACCCUGAAGAAAGAAGCAUGGAAACUCCAUUGAAGUCCAGGAAGAGACAUGCAGCUAGCACUGCACCUUCAGAGAUAUCUGCAAGGUCUGCUGACCGUUCUUCCCAUGCUUCAGGUCCAGACAGUGAGAUUACCAAUAAUUCAUUAACAUCCGAGAGAUCUCAUAGGGAGAAAUCGAAGAAGAAGAAGAUCAAAUUGGAGGAGUAGUGAUUUUUGUUUAUUGCUAUAAAGCUGCAAAGCAUUAAAAUUUCUGCUACUGCUCUCUGAAGCCACUAUCAUCUUGUGUGUUUUGCAUGAUAUGAGGGUUUCUGAUCUAACACAAACAUUGUAUUUUCCAAAUUACUUGCCGCUCAAAGUCGAUUAUAGUUACGACAUUAAUUGUA
Molecule: messenger RNA, 1197 nt
Organism: Musa acuminata AAA Group (dessert banana)
Lineage: Eukaryota; Viridiplantae; Streptophyta; Magnoliopsida; Zingiberales; Musaceae
Product: mediator-associated protein 2
Exons: 7
Coding region: 323-1021 (232 amino acids)
Source: RefSeq, a predicted model, not a curated record